Molecule: messenger RNA, 10431 nt
Organism: Rhea pennata
Lineage: Eukaryota; Metazoa; Chordata; Aves; Rheiformes; Rheidae
Gene: SGCD
Product: sarcoglycan delta
Exons: 10
Coding region: 297-1223 (308 amino acids)
Biological process (GO): cardiac muscle tissue development; heart contraction
Cellular component (GO): sarcolemma; sarcoglycan complex
Source: RefSeq, a predicted model, not a curated record
CCGCCGCCGGCCCCGCGCUGCCCGCUCCCGGCCGCGGCAUGAUCUCCUGAGCGGGCCGAGCCUGCCGCGCCCCGCGCCCGCCCCGCCGAGGAGAGCUGAGGCUCUAAAGUGCUGGAGGACUCCGCAUCUUCCUCAGGGACAGGGACAACGGUGAGCUGGAGGCUCUGGGGAGCUUGGAAAGGAACUGCCUGUGGUGGCCGCCUGAGGAACUCACUGUCACACCAAUGUUGCUCUGAAACGAGUUGUGUCCAGCAUUCAGAACUAUCAGGUUUGGCAAGAAUUGAGUGUGAAAAGUGAUGCUCACUGCCACUGCAGCUUUGAGGACCUUCCCAAGUGUUACCAUGUUUGUGACUGAAAUGCCUCAGGAACAGUACGCACAAAGGAGCACCAUGCAGACUUCAGAAGGACCCCAGGUAUACAAAGUGGGAAUUUAUGGCUGGAGGAAGAGAUGCCUCUAUUUCUUUGUGCUGCUCCUAAUGAUUUUAAUCCUGGUGAACCUUGCUAUGACCAUCUGGAUUCUGAAGGUCAUGAACUUCACAAUUGAUGGAAUGGGGAACCUGAGAAUCACUGACAAGGGCCUAAAGCUGGAAGGAGAUUCAGAAUUCUUGAAACCUCUCUACGCCAAAGAAAUCCGUUCGAGACCAGGCAACCCACUGUACUUCCAGUCUGCCAGAAAUGUUACAGUGAACAUCCUCAAUGACAAGACUAAAGUCCUAACUCGUCUUGUAACAGGUCCCCAAGCAGUGGAAGCACACAGCCAAAAAUUUGAGGUGAAAACCCUCUCCGGAAAAUUGCUGUUUUCUGCAGAUGACAACGAAGUGGUAGUUGGAGCAGAAAGGUUGAGAGUUUUAGGAGCAGAAGGCACAGUGUUCCCUAAAUCUAUAGAAACUCCCAAUGUCAGGGCAGACCCCUUCAAGGAACUAAGACUUGAGUCACCUACGCGCGCAUUGGUGAUGGAGGCUCCAAAAGGCAUCGAGAUCAACGCCGAGGCUGGCAGCUUGAAGGCUACAUGCAGGACAGAGCUCAGGCUGGAAUCCAAAGAUGGAGAGAUAACGUUGAAUUCUGCAAAAAUCAAACUACCUAACUUGCCUCAAGGAUCUUCCUCUUCUGCAGGGUCCAGGCAAAAAAUCUACGAGCUCUGUGUGUGUCCCAAUGGGAGGUUAUUUUUGUCACAGGCAGGCACUAGCUCGACCUGCCAGAUAAAUACAAGUGUCUGCCUUUGAGAGACAAUUUGCAGUGGGGCAUCACAGGCAGCACAAAAGCCAAUUCUGGUCUCACAGAUUGCAGCUGCCAACUAUUUUUACUAGAACACAGAAAGCCUAUCAAAGACUUUUUUUGUGUGUGCGCGCGUGUGUGUGAAUAUAUAUAUAAAAUAUAUAUAUAAAAUAUAUAUAUAUAUAUAUCCUCUGUGUAAAAUGAUGUUUCAGUACAAGGAAUCCCAGGGUGACCCUGUUACAUUUGUGUAGCAUUUUUCUUUCCCACACCAAAAUUUACUGAUACAAUCUGCUGAAUUGGACUUGAUGCUCCCCUGGACCUUUCUGCAUUAAGAUAUUCUGAUGAUCACCCCUCAUUAUUGAUCAUAUUCUCAGAGCAAUGGGAUUGCUGGCUCAUCAGGACCAUGGAACCGGUUUAAACCUAGCAACAUAGAAAGGGGAUAGUAGCAUCUCUGAUUACUUUUGCACCAUUAAAUCAGUGGCUUGAGAAAAACAAAAUAGCCAGACAUGCUGUACUGAUGGCCUAGACUGAUCCAAGAUACCCGAGGUUAGAUUAAACUCCUUAAUUUUCACCUACAGUAGUGCUCCCUGCUGGGAAAAGUGAAUUUCAUUCCCUUGUUCUUCCCAGCCCUUGACCAGGGGAAAAGUCCAGAUCUUCUCUCUGGAAUAAAUGUUAUCUGAAAGGUGUCUAGAUUAGUCUGUGCAUGGCAAAGGAUGUCUUGGGCUAUUUGCAUGGAACACAGUCUGCGAAGGACUGGUAUUUGAGAGUCUCUUAAGGGAGCCCUUUCCACUUCUCAAGUAGGAGUUUUACAAACCAAGGGGAAAUAACAAACACGUGAAGGUCACUGUCACUGGGAGAAAAAUUAAAUCAAAGCCAACUUAAUCAACUUCUCUGAAUUUUAUAUUGAAGAUCUCUGAAGAUAUUAUGCUCUUAUCCAGUAUCAACUGGAACACUAACCUGAAGACCUCUCCACAUUAAGAAAACAUUUUUUUUUGUAUGUUGCAAAUAUCAGAGACGCUGACAGUGAAACUUUUUUUUUUCUUUAGAAUUUAUAAAGAUCAUAACAAUGAUUACUGGAAAGCAAGAGCUUUGGAUGCUGGUUCCUCUAGAACAUUAGCCCCAGAAGUUUUGUGGUUGAAUCUUUUCAUGGGUGCUUUUUUAUAUAAUUAAGUCUAGGAGUCACUUCUGGGCAGGAUAAAACAUGAGAUCUGAUCUGGAAACAUUAUUUCCUCUGUUCAGAUUUUGAAAAAUAAUGAGAAGAGCCCAUAUCAUUGAAUUCUGACCCAUAAUUGUAUAUAAAAAAAUCCCUGAAAAACUAAUGUUAUAAUUAUCUCUAAAAUACCUAGGUCCCAGUAAGUCUCGUGAGAGCAGCAAGGUUUCUAAGUCACUGAGAUGCUUUUGAAAAUAUCACCUCAUGUGCAAAUAUGACCGAUCUGUCCCCGUCCUAAUGAUAUCUAAGAAAAGCUGGCAUUCUUUAAGCAAUUUUCAAGAUAAAAUAUAGCCAGCAGAGAAAUAUUUGGAAAAAAAAUCAGCCAGUUUCUUUUUUACAUAUUUCCUUGUAUUUUCUCGUGAUCUGAAGAGUACCAGUUGUUAUUGUUUCUUUAAAUGAACAAUUCUGACCAAAUCCAAAAGGAGCUGGACUCGAUGGAAAGUUUUCCAUUGACUUUCAUGGACUUUGAGUUAGAUGUUGCUGCCUCACAAAGCAACAACCCUAUAAAAUUUGUACCUGAUGGAGGAUUGGAUAAACUACAUUUAUAUCAGUAAUGUUAUGUCAGAUUAAUUAAUGAAUUCAAACUGUCUGUUAAUUAAUGAUUUCUGUAAUUAUUAUGUCUUGAGUCAAUGUUUGAAUGCAAAGGGUCACCCAGGGUAACAAUUGUAUUGGGACACAGGACUAUACCAUCUCUGUUCAAAGAGGGGAAUUGUGCCUAUGCCUUAAGUCAAUGCACUCAGCAAGGAGAAGCACAUCAUAUUUAUCUUGUUAUUAAAACUAGUUUAUUUGGGGGGAGGGACAGGAGGGUGUUGUCACCAGGUGUCUUGGGAAGUGGUUGUACAACACAAAACAGAUAUUAAUGAAAUGCAUUAAGACUGUAGGGGCACCUAGUGUGAUACAGAUGUUUUUUACCAUGUUAAAUAUAGCAAAAUACUGUGUACAUUACCUCUGGGACCACAACUGAAGUCCCAUUCAUAGUCCUACUUUUGCUGUAGAGUUUUUGCCCUGUGUCAUUUUAUGUGGAUCACAAACCUUAUAGCAAGCAUGACCCGAUUCAUAAACAAAUCCCGUGUGCAGAAGCGUGUGAGCUGUUGGGAAGAAAUGUGCUGCACAAAGAGUCCUCGGUGCAGAGAAGUGGUUGCUUUAACCUUCCCUUCCCUCAGAGUUUUGAUGCUAGAGGGAAACAGUUUUGAGUGCAUGAACUGCCGCAGGAAGGACAGUGCUCCUGCAGUCCAGCGUUGCACCCAAGAGACAGGGCGGCUCAGUCUCCAUCCCCUCACCCUCUGGCUGCUCUGCUGAGGAUUUCUGUUCCAGGAACUGUUUUCAGUGCCCAGUGUUGUCAGCUGGGCUCUUGGAUGAGAUUAUCACCUUCUUAUUUCACGGAGGCCAUGAAACUGCUUGAAGGUGUUCAGCCAUAUACCUUUUUUUUUGUGGAUUUCAAUAGGAAAGCUGUAAGGGAAGAGCCUUAUGUGUCUGUGCCAUCACUGUGAAAGACGAGGUGUUGCAGAAAGAUUCGCUGAGGUGAAUGAAAAGGUACCUUAAAGUCGACAUAAGGGAAUUCCUAAUACUUCAAUGUAUUUUACAAUCCUGUUUCUAUCUUAAAAAGCAUAAAAUGAUAUGCUGUAUCAGAAGACAAGGGUCUGUGUUAGAGAGAUUGAACCCAUAUGGAGACUUGUGAAUCGUUGGAGCCUCACUUCAAUUUUAAGGCUAUGAUUUAGAUGAUACUGCAUGCUCUUGGGUUAGCUACAGGAUUAAUCCCCUGCUGUUCAGCAAGUGACAAACCAGAGCAAACAGGACUGCAUGUCUGAGGUCCCAAGGAAAAAAAAGUAUUUUGUUUAAAAAGUAGCAUACAGAUAUAUCUAGUAUCUCAUGCUUCAUAGCUUGUUGUACAGGGGCCACUGUGGAGACACUGACUCACCUGGGGAAAGACACGUGCAUGAGACUGUCUUCCUCCUGCCUUGUUGGCAGCCCAAUCAGCAGACAUUUAUUAAAGGGGAUGUCUGUGCAGGGCUGCUCUUGCUGAUCACCCAGAUGAUGUGACCCUAGUUAAGUUUAGGUUGCCUAUUCAUUACUCAUAGUUGCUUUACCUGUAUGAGUUGGUUUUCCUUAAGUCUGUUCAAAUUAGAACCUUCCUGGCUGAAAUUUUGUACAUACGCUCUCUCUACCACGCUUAAAAUACCAAAAAUGCACAAAGGUUUGUGUAUUUAUGAAUCAGGCCUGUAAUUUAGUUCAGCCUUUACAAGUAAGGGAGAAUGCAUUUAUUUCAGAUAGGAAUUUCAUUUUACCUCCCAAUGCAAAGGCAAGGCUGAGGUGGAUGAUGAAUUUACUUCUACUGAGAUCGAUGGAAGAGAUGUCAACAGCUUCGCUGCCUGCACUAGAACAGGCUCUUUACAGGUAGAAAUUCAGGGCACUGAUGCUAAUGGAAACCCUGCCACUUAUUUCAGUGGCUGGGGGCUGAACCCUGACUCUGCACUGUGUGCAAUUCUGCAUUGCAGCUAUGUGCAUUAAAAACACAUUGAAAUGCUAAUCAAGCAACUGUGAUACUAAUGUCAAUAUACCUUAGGCAACCAUGAAUACCGCAGUUAAAUGCUUUUGUGUAUUUUAACUCUUAAUUUUAUAGGGCUUUGGGACUUUAUUAAGUUUGCUUUAAAUGCCACACUUUAGUAAGCAGUCAAGAAAAUCACUGGCAGUGCUUACCUGUACACCAGUACCUUAUCCUUGUGCAAUAUAUGACCCUUCUGCUGUAAUAAGUGAGUUAGGGUGUUCUGAUUUGGUUUGGUUUGGCUUGGCUUGGUUUUUAAGCAAAAAGACUUUGCCAUUAGCAAAAGCAGAGAUCCUAAUACUGAUUCUAGAGCUGUAUCUGUUCUCCGAGUUUCUUUCAUUGGUUUUGGCUUUGUACACUUUUUCAAAGUUUAUGUUUCCCAGCAGUCAGUGAAAUGGUUAGCUUGACAGUAUAAAGAAAAUGCUAACAGUAAAGGAAUAAGUGGAAGUGAGCAGCAAUGAAAAUGUGUGUAAGGCCUCUCCUAGGUAUACACCAUUAGAAAACUAAACGUGCAAGAGUGAUUUAUACUUGUUUCGCUCAAUUGUGCUGUCAAACAGCUGCAUUUUGAAAAGGAGGUUUUUUUGCUCCUUUAAUCACAAACACCACAAUAUAUGAAAAGAAAAAAGUUUAAGACAUAAGCCUAAAAAUACCAUCUGUAGUAUAUGGUAUAGCAACAGAAUGAUGUCUAAAUCAAGAAAAAACUCCUUAGAAAUUACUCCAAGGUUAAAGAGAGGUUCUUACGGAUCUCGUGAAGAUGUCAAAUCAGUUAGUGUCAUAUCUAGUUUGGAAUGACAGGCAUCCUUAAAGGAAAUUAGCUUUUGUUGUCAUAAAAUGCAUGCACACACACACAUACACAUAUAUACAUGUUCACAUACACUUGUUUACAAAAAAAAAAAGCCAAUUUCCUUCGUGUGUGUGUGUGUGUGUGUGUGUGUAUUUACUGUUACAGCUUUAAAUUUCACAUUGCAAAGAAGAGUGAGGCAAAGACCAAAGACUUACAGAAAUUCAUCCCUUCCUAGUUGCCCUUGGUUCUGAAAGGCAUUAACUUUAACGGUGCUUUUUAGACCUGGGCAGGAAGAGUACAGGUUUAUUGCAUGGCUGCAUUUGAGAGAGAAAGUGGCAGGAAGAUUUUAAUUUUGUUAAUGAGGAGAAAAGGAAAUAAUGUGAAAUUAUUUAAAUGCAUACGGAAGGUAGGGAUAUCUGGAACUUGAAAGAUGAAGAAAUAUGGUACAGUAUAAGAAUUUUAAAAGAUACUGUCCUAGGCUGAAAGUAUAAAUAAACGGAGUAAGUGUUAUUGGCUGUUCACUUUAUGUUCAAGCAGUAGCAGAUGAGGAACUCUGGCAGGGUUAAUGGAAUUGUGGUGGAUUUAUCAAGAAGAGGCAUGGUGCGCUCAGCUCCAUUUCAGUGGCGACACUAAAAAGACCAGAGAGGCUGCUGUAGUAAGGCUAUCUGAAUCUUUAGUCUUAAGAAUUCAUAAUUACCCUGCUCAGUAUAGAAGCAUAACUGUGUCAUAAUCCUUUCGUUUUUAAACGAAACGUACAGUGGAAACAAAAAAGUUAGAGGCUCUGCUCUUUUAUUUUUAUGGCUGACAUUUUAAAUUUCAAAAUGUCAUCAUCCCGAAUGCGCCUGAGCAAAUGUAGGGAGCAUUUCUGUGAAGCACUAGCAAUCAGUAUAUCAGCACUUUUCGAAUGUGAAAACAGCAGCUUUUUUAUCCUCAUUGUCAUCGUUGUAGAGGCAUGCAAUCACAGUAACAUUUAAGUUUUUCCCACUUUAACCUUUUCAUCAGUUCUAAAACUGCUAUGUAGUAUUUUGGUAGCCAGUAUUCUGCCCACGCACUGGGCCACGUUCAGGUGGCCUGCAUCCUCCAGAUCCCUGAUCCUGGUGUUUCUCAUUCUCUCGUGCUUCUGAAGACCAAAACCAAAGAGUAGGAAACAUGGGGCAAUGGCACAUAAGCAGAAAUUAGGCCUUCUGCAUGGAAGCUGCAGUGUUUUCACAGCUGAUGUAGCCAAGUCUAUGGCUGUGAUUGGAGGAGGGUUAAACACUGAUGUUGCACUGAUUACUGGAUUAUUCAGGCAAGAGUGGUGUGAAUUAAAUAAGACAGAUAGAAAGGAAAGACAAGAAAAGGUAACAAAUAUUGCCCUAAUCACAGCAGUGCCACAAACAUCUUUGCUUACAAUAUUACAUUUUAAAUUAAUAUUGGCCAUUUUCCUAAAUAUGCUAUCAACUAUGCUUGAUUUUGCAUGAUGAAAUUACUGUCACUGAAACCACUUACAGCUUGGGCUGUUUUUUUUAAUAUUGCUAGGGUGUCACUUCCAUCUACAAUAACCACAGUGGCUUGGGGCAUGGAUAGAAAUUAUAGUGAAUGACUUGCAUUUAGAAACUUUUAAAUCUACUGAGGUUGAGAUGCACACACUUAUGCACAUACAGCCCUGAAGCUUUAUCAUUUAAGAGUUUCUUGUCCUGCCACUUGAAUUGUAUUGUGCCCUUGUGAACAGUGACACACUUUCUUUAUACAGGAAAAGAUGGAUAUUUAAAGCUAUAGGAUUUUUAUCUAAAGUGAAGAAGCAAAUGCAAUCAUGGGCUACCACUGAGAUUUCCUAUCCAAGUCACUUUAAACUAGAGAUGCAAGUUGCUUAAAAAUUAAUUUGCUACAAGUGCAAUUCCUGCUGGAAAGCUAUCACUGUUGUCGCUCUGAGGAAAUGUCUCAUCUUAUUACAACCCAAAGUGCUGCAGUGGCUGUGAGUGUCUGUCACAAGCCUGCUGGUAGGUCAGGAGUGGUUUGCUGCCUGGUCAGAAGAAAUGGAAGCUGCUUUGGGGCAACUGAUCACCCUGGAUAGGGUGAGAUUUGUUAAGUUUUUAAUCACUAUUAAAAAUAGGAAGGGUAUGUCCAUUAUGAAACUAUACAUAAAUCUUUGCUUGUCUUGCAUUUAAUUUGUUUAAUUUUUCUGCCAUAGAAUCAUAGAAUUGGUGAGGUUGGAAGGGACCUCUGGAGAUCAUCUAGUCCAACCGCCCUGCUCAGCAGGGUCACCUAGAGCGUGUUAGACAGGGUUGCAGCCAGGCGGGCUUUGAAUAUCGCCAGAGAAGGAGACUCCACAAUCUCUCUGGGCAACCUGGUCCAGUGCUAACAUAUAACAGAAAGUAAAAGAGGGAGAGCUUUGUGCAGAAGCUCUCUGCUACCAAAAGCUUAAGAUAAAGACAUGCAGUCUUAGGGGAAAAAAAAAAAAGACACUUUAGAGCCUUUCAUCAGCUUCUUCCCAAAUGGAAAGUCUCACCAUUUCUAACACAUUUGCUAUUAUAGGAACAGACCCAUUGCAAGGCAUAGGUCGUGUGCAUCUUUGCAUGUAACAGGCAUUUAAAAUUGCAUUGUACUCUCACAUUUUUGCCCCAUUCAAAAGGCUUAACUGCUGAUAAGAGAUAAAGCUUUCUGAAGCCUGCUACUGCUAAAUGCAUUAUCACUUUCUAGAGCAAUGCAGUUUCUUUGGUCUUUUAAAGAUUUCCUCAUAACGGAGUCCUUGAAACAUCUUGAGGCAGGCUCACACUGGAGAGCAAAGGAAUAAUUAUUUGUGGGUGGUUCUAUUUUUAUCAAAGGCUGGAUUAUAGUUGAAAAAAUGUUGCUGUUAGAGUUCCUCCCACACUUAGUUAGCUGCAAACACCACCUCCACCAAUGCUGUAACUAGCUUUCUUACAGGAUAGCUGCCGAUAGAGGAAGGAGUUAGCGUCUUUCACUAAGAAAGAGCAUGCCAAUUAUGUCUUCUUCUGGUCCUCCUCUGGAUUUGUGCAGCUAACAGCUCUUGAUAGCAAUGCUAGUGAUGUAAUGGAUAAUAAAAAACUUUGGCAGUAUUAAUGAUUUGACAGAUUACAUGUUCAUGCAGUCUAAGUGGUAUACGUAACAGUGAUGAUAAGUAUUGGUUGCUGUCCUAACAAGCCACUGAACACCUUGUGAGCAGCAGUAGCAAUGCCAGAAGGUGCAAGGGAAUAGCUCUUGGAGCCACCUGUGCUUCCCACGUGGGAAGGCUGCGAGGUGGGGAUGUCGGUGGGUGGCUUUGCCCUUUCUUCUUAGUCCCUGUCUCAUGGUCUGGCCCUCCGAGCUGGGAACGGGAGCGAGGAGUGAUGCUAGGUUGAGGGCCUAAGCUGGAGCAGUGGUACAGCGAUCUGACUCUGUAGCUGGUGUAAGCCCGCCCUGCCGGAGGGUUUGGCACAGAAGGUUUUGAGCCUCCAGUGCAACUGGAAGGAGGAGUCUGGCUGCCCCGUUGAAAUCCCAGCCGGGCUCUCCUCAGGGUGGCACGAGAACAGGACUUCUCAGGCCUCUGGGCUUUCCCUAAGGAAAAGGGCCUGGGUAAAGACCUGUGGCAAGUCCUGCCGUAGCUGGCAGCUCGGGCUGCUGCCUGACAUGGUGCAGCUCUUCUCCUUGCCACCCCGUCCGGGGCGCUGGAGGCAAGCGCAGCUGGGGCCGGUGCAGGUGGAGCAGGGGCUCCCCAUGCUGGGGCUGGGCUCUGCUGCUCUCUCUGGGUGUUAGAUUGGGGCCAUGCCACUGGCAGCAAGCGGCUGCAAGGUGCUGCUGGAGGGAUUUGCUUUCUUGUGCCCUUUUGUGGGUUAUCGGAGCGAGCACAGGAGGAAGGAUUAACAAAUCCUGCCCUUGCUCAGCAAAGUAAGAGCACACCAGAAGCCUCUUACAGAGCAGAUCUGAGCAAUUACCGUACACUGUGUUUGCUGAAGGCGGGUGCAGUUGAUAGCGUUCACACGUGGAUUUCUUUCUGGAUGAGAGCUUUCCCUGAGCUGUGGGCCAGAGCUGGAGCUGGAGCUGAACUGUGCGGUAGUGUGGAAGCAAGGCUGGGGCUGACCUGCUGGAUCUGACUCAGCUCCUUUUUAAAUUCUUUUUCUUUUUUUCUCCCCAGAACUUCUUUUAAUUCUUUGCCUUGUGUGAGUGGUGGUGCUCAAAUGCUGAUAGAAUUGUUGAUGUUAACCCGAUAAAUGCUCCAUGUAGGUAAAACCAACAGCAAAACAACUUUCUGUGAGACUUGAAGCAAAAGCCCAUUCACCUACAACUAUAGCAUAAAAGGCCUGACCCAUAUGCUAUAGCAGUUUUCAUCUGUGAUGAUAAAAUACCUUGUCUGACCUCUACUCUGAUAACCACCAAUGACCUUGAUAGUGUGAAGAGGACAAAAUGAAGUCUUAUCACAGUUCUCAUUAAGAAAUUCAGAUUGGUUUGGCUUUUUUUUUCUUUUUAAUUUAUGUAUGUGUGUGGUUGUGUGGGAAAAUAUACAGCUUUUUUUGUAUCAUAUAGCAUCAAUCCUUGCACACUCUAUGCAAAAUUUUGUAAGCAUUGCAAUAAUGCUAUGAAUUACACAAGGAACUAUUUUAACUUUAUUACACUUUCUGUAUAAAAAAACAAAUUUGUAUUUAAAUGAUUUCAAUUGCAAUCUUGUAAAAUAUAUUAAUAAAAUAAUGAUUGUUAAGAAGGAAA